Caenorhabditis remanei is the source of this 348-nucleotide messenger RNA. RefSeq lists its product as uncharacterized. The transcript has 2 exons. The record is from RefSeq and is a predicted model, not a curated record. Bases 1 to 348 code for a protein of 115 amino acids. Lineage: Eukaryota; Metazoa; Nematoda; Chromadorea; Rhabditida; Rhabditidae.
AUGAGACCGUGGAACGCAAUUCACGUCCCAGUGUGCAAAAUAUGCCCUUGGGAUAUUCACAAUCGAGAAGAAUGCACGGAGCAUUACGAGGAAAACGAGAAAGAAAGAGCUCGUCUGGAACAUAUCGAAGAGAUCGAAGAGAUUCGAUAUGUUAUAACAUUCGAAGAUUGGAGGAACGCCCUAUGGGGAGGACCUUUGGCAGUUCCUAAGGAGGAGAGCAAGACGAAGAAGAAGUUUGGCAAGAUCUGGGGAAAGAUCAAGACGAAAUGCAGGAAAAUCAUAAAUAAACUUUUCCAUGUCUUUCGUUAUCUUCUUGUGACCGUAGAGACUCGUCUGUUACUAUGUUGA